AUGGCUGCACGUUUUUCUCCACCGGAUGUCAUGGAGACUGAAGUGAAGCGACGUCUUGGGCCUCAUGUGCAGCGUCGAGGUGACGGUUUUGCGGAAGCAGAGUCCAUUGGAAUGCUGCAUCUCGUGCGUGCUCAUUGGCGUGAAGGAUGGGACGUCAUUGCACAGCUACACAACCAGCAAUUCUCUAAACACAAUCGCUCUGCCGAUUCACUCAAGAAAAAGUUUUCACGCUUGUAUCGAUCCAAUGUCCCAGUGCGUGGCGCCAAGAAUCAUCAAGCUAUUACUUUUGCUCACGUGGUGCAUAAGGAGAUGGUCGAAGGGGUCCCGUCUGCCCCGCCAAGUAUCGAUGGGGACGAGCAAACGGAGCAGAACGAUUUAUCGUUUCAGACGCCACAAGGUGAUGAACGAGAACAAGAUGUUGGAGCUACCGAGUCAGAGCAUAGUUGGGUGGAAACACCGUCGGAGGUGCUUUCGUCUACUACAGCGACUGGUCUCGUCACGACUCCAGUUGCUGAUUCGGUUGCCGUGCCGUCGGCUGCUACUGUGCCGCGUCCACGUCCGCGUAUGCGGCCACCACGUCCGACGCCUGAGUGGCAUAACCCAGCAGCUAUUUUUCCACCGGAGGCGACUCCAUUGCCAAGCGACGACUUGCUCACUUCAGUACUUAAAGUCGUUCUCCGUUCACAGUACCAACGUGACUUGGAUAGAGAAGAAGAGCGUAUCCGUCGGGAAGAAGAACGUCAACGUCGUAGAGAAGAGGAUGAACAGCGGAGACAGGAAGAAGAACAUCGACGUAAUGAAGAACGUGAAGAGAAAAAAGACACUGCCGAAGAGCGUGACUCCGAAAGUUAA
Peronospora farinosa is the source of this 852-nucleotide messenger RNA. NCBI's taxonomy places the organism in Eukaryota, Oomycota, Peronosporomycetes, Peronosporales, Peronosporaceae. The record is from the annotation of a GenBank genome assembly.